Messenger RNA from Colletotrichum higginsianum IMI 349063, 1377 nucleotides. RefSeq names its product Repetitive proline-rich cell wall protein. The record is from RefSeq and is a predicted model, not a curated record. NCBI's taxonomy places the organism in Eukaryota, Fungi, Ascomycota, Sordariomycetes, Glomerellales, Glomerellaceae. The coding region runs from base 1 to 1377 and encodes 458 amino acids. The transcript has 4 exons.
AUGAAGUUCGCCACUGCUCUGUUGGCGUUUGCCGCCAUCGCUCUUGCUACUGAGGACCAUGACCACGACAAGGGUAAGGACAAGACCAAGACCAUUGUGACGGAAGUCUUGACCACCUACACCACCGUCUGCCCGGUCACCGUCACCAAGCCUGGCCAUGGCACUACCCACUACGAGGUCAUCACCACAACCUCUACCGUCGUGGAGAAAGUACCAACAACGGUCUACGAACAUCUCCCGGGACACACAGAUUAUGUCACCAAGACCGACGUUGAAUACACCACCUACACGAGCUUGUGCCCGGUGACGGAAACUAUCACUGGCGAGGGCCACACCUACACAAAGACCUACACGACAAUCAGCACGAUUGUUGAGAAGGUUCCCACAAAGGUGUGGGAGACUGUCCCGGGCCCCACGGUCAUUGAGAAGACCAAGGAGGUCGAGUACACGACCAUCACUAAGCUUGUUCCCCACACCAAGACCCUGACCCAGGAUGGGCACACAAUCACUCAGACGUACACCGAGACCGAGACGAUCGUCACAAAGGUACCAACCAAGGUCUGGGAGACUGUCAAGCUCCCCGAUGUUACCAAGACCGAGAAGGACGUCGAGUACACGACAAUCACUAAGCUCGUCCCUCACACCAAGACCUUGACCCAGGAUGGGCACACAAUCACUCAGACGUACACCGAGACCGAGACGAUCGUCACAAAGGUACCAACCAAGGUCUGGGAGACUGUCAAGCUUCCCGACGUUACCAAGACCGAGAAGGGUGUCGAGUACACAACAUUGACGAGCCUCUGCCCGAUCACCGAAACGAAGACUGUUGGCGGAGAGACCGUCGUCAUUACGUGGAUCUCGACCUCGACUAUCGUCACUCAGGUCCCCACCAAGGUCGACGUGUACACUACCGUCAAGACCACCCAGCACCUCUCCACGGAGGUCUACGAGACCGUCACCAAGCCCGUCACCACCUACCAAACGAUCGAACACGGCGAGACCCACUGGGUCACGGCCACUGGCACCAAGACCAUCACCGUUGAGAAGGUCCACACCAUCACGGAGGUCCUGGUUGAGACCAAGACGAAGCACGUUGAAGUCACCCACGCUGUCACUGUCGGCGGCGAAGAUGUCGUGACCCAGAAGUCCUGGGUCUACGUCACCGUCUCCGGCACGGUCUACGCUACGCAGACCAGAGCACCCGUCACCGUUGUCGUCCCCACGACGAGUGCAGUGACAAUUCCUGCGACGACUGUGGCGAGCACUGUGGUCGGCACUUCCGCCCCCGUCGUUGUUGAGACCGGUAGUGCGGACGCCCGUAAGGCGCCGGCCGCUGUCUUUCUGGCCGGUGUCUUGGGUGCCGUUGCGCUUCUCUAA